Molecule: messenger RNA, 291 nt
Organism: Mesocestoides corti
Lineage: Eukaryota; Metazoa; Platyhelminthes; Cestoda; Cyclophyllidea; Mesocestoididae
Source: the annotation of a GenBank genome assembly
AUGAGCAAACUGAUAUCAACUCGACCUCACUCAUCCCCCAAUUUAUACGACAUCUCGAGAGCGCUGUCCUCUUGCACUCAUGUUUUCAUCAGGCACGGUGCCAUUCGUCGUCCGCUUCAACCCACCUACGAUGGACCUUUCAGAAUACUCGGACGAAAAGAGAAGGUUUUCAUCGUCAAAAGAAAUGGAAACGAAGACGCCGGAUUUAUUGACCACAUCAAACCGGCAUUCCUCGACGCUGAGAAGCAGCCAAGGAAUAAACUUAAGGAGCAGCUAACUCCCAUCCCCUGA